AUGAAAGCUGUUCAACUCGUUGGAUACAAAAAAAAUUACGAAAUCCGCGAUAUCCCUGUUCCUAAACUAGGAGAGAAUGAUGUCCUGGUAAAGGUGGGUGCGGCAGGCUUCUACCAUACCGACUACCAGCCGGUAGGCGCGGUUGUUUCUGUUGGUUCAGCUGUGCAGGGCAAAUGGGAGAUUGGGCAGAGAGUCGGCGUCCUUCUCUUCCGACAUGCAUGCAAGAUGUGCAUAGGCUGCAAGACCACGAAUGAUAUUCGGUUCUGUAAGAAUCAUGAUUUAGCAGGCUUGAUGGCCGAUGCAGAUAACAUUUGCCUGCUUCCAGAUUCCGUCCCAUUCGAGCAGGCCGCACCUUUGAUGUGUGCUGGGGCAACUGUCUUCGAAGGCAUUGCCAAAACAAAGGCCCUUGGGUAUCAGGUAGUCGCUAUUGAUAAUCGAAUCGAGGGGAGAGAACUAGCAACUGAAUUCCCACUAAAAGCUGACCUUAUUGUCGACUCGGAGGAUGGCGAAGCAGUUUCGAAAGUUAAAUCCUGGACUGGCAAGGGAGGUCUCGAUGCCAUCAUCGUCACUACAGAUCAUGUCCCCGUUACCUUGUGGAGCUUAAAACUUCUACAUCCGAACGGCUUCUGCGUUCCACUCGGGCUUCCAACCACUGGUGUUCCCUUCGAUGCUUUCGAACUCAUUUUCCAGCAGCACACAAUCAUAGGGUCUGUGGUCGCGACCCAAGCUAAUGCUCAAGAGAUGUUGAAUACGGUCGGUAAACUCGGAAUCCGCUCCCACCUCACUACGGUUACAUUCGAGAAAGUGCUUAAUUUGCCAGAUAUAUACAUGAACACUCAUUUAAAAGGGCGAUUGGAGAUGAAGAUUGAGUAA
Molecule: messenger RNA, 873 nt
Organism: Lindgomyces ingoldianus
Lineage: Eukaryota; Fungi; Ascomycota; Dothideomycetes; Pleosporales; Lindgomycetaceae
Product: GroES-like protein
Exons: 5
Coding region: 1-873 (290 amino acids)
Source: RefSeq, a predicted model, not a curated record